This is a messenger RNA of Ylistrum balloti, 1479 nucleotides long. RefSeq names its product calcium-activated chloride channel regulator 3A-1-like. The record is from RefSeq and is a predicted model, not a curated record. The annotation marks the transcript as partial. Lineage: Eukaryota; Metazoa; Mollusca; Bivalvia; Pectinida; Pectinidae. The transcript has 8 exons.
AUGGUUGUUGGAUUAGAUACUGUUACCAAUCUCACCGUGACGACGCAUGCAUCGAGACAAUCGGACAUCAAAUUGGAGAACAAUGCUUACACCGACAUUCUACUGGCAUUUGACGAAACCAUUCCACAUAGCCAGUCAUUUAUCAACAAAACUAAGGAAUAUUUUACAAGGGCGUCGAAGAUAUUGUACAUAGCUACUCGCCAGAGGGCGUACUUCAAGGACAUAAAAAUCCUAGUCCCCAGCACAUGGCCAGAUGACCCUAGCUAUCAAAGUGCGAGUGUGGAUCAGACCGUUUACAAAUCUGACGUUAUCAUCACAAGUUCAAGCAUAAAAAAACGGAGCAUCCCACAGACUCGGACGUAUGGCGGAUGCGGAAGUCAAGGGAUACAUAUACAACUAAAUACCGACUUCCUGUUCAAAGACAGGUACCCUCCAUACUGGUCACGUUCAGACAAGUUCAUCGUUCACCAGUGGGCAACUUUUCGGUGGGGCGUAUUCCAGGAAUACCCUAGUGAGGGGGAGCAGACCUUCUUCUUCUCGACAGCCUUUGCCCGAAUAGACGCCGUCAAGUGCAGCAUUCUUCUGAAGGGCCGUUUUUAUGUAAAUGCUGGAAAUCACAAGUUUUUACAAUGCCAGAUAGAUCCCAGUACAGGCCUUUACAAAGAAGAUUGUAUAUAUUAUCCCUACCCACGCUAUCCGUCCGGCAUUCAGACACACGUAUCUCUGAUGGACCACCAGUAUAUCCAAGAGAUAACAGGUUUCUGUGACGAUGAUGCCGACUAUGCAACCAAACACAACGCCGAGCCUCUUAAUCGUCAAAACCGUCUCUGUAGUCACCGCAGCACGUGGGACGUCAUUUCCAAUACACCGGACUUUGCGGGAGGGCGCAACCCACCCACCAACUACACGGACGCUCAGCUGGUCCCAAGCUUUACAUUUAUCAAAGCAGCCAGAAAACGGAGGUCCGUAAUAUUGAUGCACAUUGGUCAGCUCCAUCAGAACGACGAGAGUUUUAUGAAACUGUACCAAGCAGUAGCACACUACGUGAGGGCUAAUGAGGGACAGAGGGAAUAUGAGAUUCUACUUCCCGAAAGGCUGAAGGAAAUGCUAGGGUCCAUACGAGUGGCUAGGUCGGCAAGAGGAACGAAAAUCAAUUUUCACGCCAUUGCAGGUGGGGAUCAUGACUUCUCCAAUAUAGACCAAGCUGCCAUUAAGAAGCUUUUCCCUGGAGAUAAUUUUCCUUCUCAAAAACAAGUAAUCGUCUUCAGUACUAACCAGACGAGCCUCCCAAACAUGACGGCUUUCAAGUCAGCCGACGUCACACUUCACUGGAUAUCGCUACAUCCUCAUCCGGGUACUCACGAAGACACAGCGGCACCUCUGUACUACAGCCAUGGCCACCCUGAGUCGAUGGCUCACCUAGACGCUGUGUAUGACGUCAUUCAGAGGACAGACGGCACUAACUCGUGUACUGUCAAG